AAGAUAUCUUCGGGUUUUAAAUCUGAGAAAGUACUGUGAACACACGCAAUGACUAUUUCUGACUCUAAAACUGGCAGAAAAUGUUUCGAACUAUAAGCUUAAGUCUCAGCAUGCGGGUCUGGCCUUUGAAUAGUGGGGGUUGGAGGAAGCGUGGGGUUUCACCUCUGACCUCUGAAUCAACUGAAUCAACCUCACAAUUUGAUUCACUACAACUCUUCGAAACCUAAUCCAAACCCGUGAAUCGUUACAAUGACAGGUGACACACACCGCAAGAUCUGUCAACCCCUCCACCCCGCCAUUCGUGACAGUCUAGAUCCCCAAUAUGUCGCCUAUCAUGAGGCGCAUCUGCAGUAUAUCGAAAGAGACGAGAUCAAUGACUGGGACGGCUCAAUACGUACUAAGAAACAUUCCCUCCCUCCUGGAGGAACAAAACCUAUUCCCGUAGGGAGCAUCAGCGAUUAUGACGUUGCUAGAUUCCGAGUGAGAGUUUACACACCAACAGGCCAAUGUGAUGAGCGAGGCUGGCCUGUCCUCGUCUGGUUUCACGGUGGUGGCUGGGCAGUUGGAGGACUCAGUAAUGGCACAGAUCUUUGCUGCUGGGCUUGUGAGAGAGCGCGGUGUAUAGUCGUCAGCGUAGACUAUGGGCUGGCCCCUGAAAACCCAUUCCCAGCUGCAGUCGAGGAUGCUAUUGGCGCCGUGAGAUGGGUCGCAUCUUGUCCAGCUGAACUACAAAAGAUAGACACCUCCCGUAUUUCCAUCAGCGGAACAUCAGCUGGUGCUAAUCUGGCGAUUGUCGCUGCAUUGUCUGCAUCGAACCCAGGAAUCCCUUUACCGACAGCUCAGCCGUCACUCCUAAACACUAUUACACCCCCCCCUAUAUCAUUGGUCUUAUUCAUACCGGUUGUUGACAAUACUGCCACAGCUGAAGGGGUAUGGAGGCCCAAUGCCGAGACUGCACCUUGGCUUACACCCGCACGAAUGGAGUAUUAUCGUAAGCUUUACUUUACUCAAGAUGAUCAUCGCUCUCAAUGGGACGCAAGCCCUAACCUCGCCCCCGAAUCUCUCUUAAGAAAGCUUCCAAAGACGUGGAUUGCUGUUGCAGAGAUGGAUAUUCUCGCACCAGAGGCACUAGCUUUUGGAGAGCAGUUGAGGGGGUUGGGAGUUAGUGUGGAAACGUUGCUGGUGAAAGGCGGAACACACUCUAUUCUUUCUCUUCAUGGUGUGAUUGAUAGGGGGUAUAGGAUGAUAGAAGAUGCUGUCAAACACCUACAAGUGACUUUUGGCACGGGCUAACAUCCGAAUGCAGCGGGAAUAUACUUCUUAAACUACUCGGAGACACAUAGGGAAUAUUCAUAAGAUCCAUAUAAUUCACUACCGACAAUACGUCCCUUCAACAUUUGUG
Molecule: messenger RNA, 1402 nt
Organism: Fusarium oxysporum Fo47
Lineage: Eukaryota; Fungi; Ascomycota; Sordariomycetes; Hypocreales; Nectriaceae
Product: Alpha/Beta hydrolase protein
Exons: 2
Coding region: 250-1293 (347 amino acids)
Molecular function (GO): hydrolase activity
Source: RefSeq, a predicted model, not a curated record